GUGGAAGUUGCAGCCGCCGUGGUGGAAACAGCUCAUCCAGACACAAGAUUUGCUAACUGGUGAAAAUACAUAACAACCUCUGCUGACUCUGCUUCUCCUGGCAAACAUCAUAGCCACAACUUCUGCUACUUGUGAUCACACUAGAGUUACACAACUGGCUGCUGUUAGCCCCACAUCUUGGCUGAAAGCAUGGAUGCCAUGGAAUAUGCACAGGCUAUGAAACAAGAUGGGAACCAGGAUUUUAAGAAUGGGAAUUACUCUUUGGCCAUCAGAAAGUACGACCAAGCUCUGUAUGUGCUCGGCUGCCUAAUGCAGUGGCACCCGUGUUCCAAGGACAUAGCUGUGUUACACUGCAACAAAUCAACUGCCUUGUACUGCCUUGGUAAAUGGAGAGAAGCGAUGCUGGCAGCCUACGAGAGCUUACGCUGGGAUCCGAUGUAUAUUAAGGCUUAUUACAGAGCAGGCUACUCAUUGAUCAUGUUACUGAAUCCUCAUGAGGCGAUUUUGAUGUUUUAUAAAGGUCUGCUUCUCCUGAAUGCAUCUGUGGAUCGAACUCAGGCUGCUGAUUUUAUAGUAGGAAUCUUCAUGAGUGUCAAUGAUGAAAGAGUCUUUCCACAAACCUUCUCAGUCGCCUACAACUUCAUUUUCCACGCGGGCUUUGACGCGCUGAUUUGGCAAGCGGUGAUAGAGAGGUUGGCCCAGAAAGGGAAGUGGAGGUCUUGUCUGCUGCUGUUGUCUGAAAAGAAAGUGCUGCCCUCCAAUCUUAGAGUCAACCAAGUAUCACUGAGGAAUCUGUUUGAGACUUCUGAGCUCUAUGGGUACGGCGAGAAGAUGCAAGAAGUGGCAGAGUUAGUCAAGUGGCUGAUUUCCAUGGGGGCAAAAGUUGAAACCAUUGGACUCUAUGUGCUUCAUGCUGUAAUCAGGCUGUGUAUCAGAGCAAGAAAGAACCAUCUCUUCAAGUGGCUACUGAGUCGGAGGCCAGACUUGAAGGACAGGCUGAACGAGCAGGACAGAGAUGGAUGCACCCUGCUGCACGUUGUGGCAUCUUCCAGUGACUAUUCCCAGAAGCGCAGCCAAAUGGAAGAUGUGGUCAUGCUCCUGAAUUUUGGGGUCGAUCCCACUGUUCCAGAUGCACACUCGAGAUAUGUCAUAGAUCUCUUGAAAAAGAGCAAAAACUUUGAUGCUGUGAAAGCAGUUGACAGUCACAUUAAGAAGCACACUUCCUCUGAGACAGGACAGGAUAAAAGCAGAGCCGUGGCUGAUACAGAUUCUCUCCUGAAUGUUCUUGAACAGUUUGUCCAGUUCUUCAGGUUUGAAAAUGGAGCACUUCAUAAAGAUGUGUUCAAGGAGGAUGUAGUUAAGCAGUUUCUGAAACUGCUGUCUUCUGUGAAAGAAAUCCCUGAAGGAGUGAACUGCAACAUCUCCAAUGCCUGUGCUAACAGCUUCAUAAAGCAGUUGCUGGAGAGGAAACUGUGGCAUGCAGUUUUGCUGCUGCUAACAGGGAAAGCCAGUGGGGAAGAACCAUCAGGCAGAGGACUCUUCCAAAACUGCAGCCUGUCAGAUGUUGAUCUCGGCAAAGUUAUCCAGCAGUGUGACAGACUGGAUGAACAAGUGCACCUGAUAAGAUGCUUGAUUGAACGAGGAGCUCUGCCAGAUGGGGUUGGAACCAACUCUGAAAUACCACUGCAGAUGUGCCUCAAAAAGCGUUGUUUUGAGCUGGUGUACUUGCUGCUGACCAAAGGUGCAGAUCCCCAGAAUGUCUCCAUUGCACAAGGAGAUACUCCUCUGCAUGCUGCAGUUUACAUCUGCUUAAACAGAAGAGAUGCCACCAGUCUAAGCAUCCUGAGCUACCUACUUAAUCUCUUUGCUUCAAGCCCCUCUGACUUCCCGUAUCUUAAUCCAAACGUCCAAGAUAAGAAUGGAGAUACAGUGAUGCAUCUUCUCUUUCAGAGAGGAUAUUCCAAACAGGCUGUUAGAGUAGUGGAGUUAUUGGCAAAAUUUGAUGUCAGCUUCAAUAUAAAAAACAAAUUAGGAAGACUUGUGAGGCAUGGAAUAAAAAAAAAUGACCCGCUGCUACGUGCCUGGAACAUUGCUGUGCAGGAGAGGAAGAAGUGCCGGCCAGUUGGAGCAGGGCAAGCAGUUAAAACAUCUAAGCCUGCUCCAGCCUCUGAGUUUUCACAGUCAAGGAGUGCAGGGCGUUCCUCAUCUGGGACCUCAGUAAAGACUCCAUCUGGCAGUGCAGCGCAGAGCGAGUUGAAACCUCCCUGUUCUGUAACAGCAGAAAAAGGUCCGUCGGCGAAGCAGGAAACAGAAGGAGUAAAUAGUCCCUUAACGCUGCAGGAAAGUCUGGUGCAGGCAAUCACAGCUCUAAUUCAGCAACUGAAAUUGAGGGACACCCUGAGAAAGGGCCAUCCUCUGGUCCAAAAGCCAUCUUCAGCUCGGACUCGUUUGGAAGAGGGAAGAAGUGAGCCCUCGCCACCUAGUGGAGGCAUAGAUUAUCCCGAGGGGAAAAGGGCUGAUUGGAAGACAAAGAAGGGAGCAAGGGAAUUCAGUGUGGCCAUGCCCAAUGAAGAGAAGGAAGACUCAGAGGAAGGGAAGAUUCUGGAUGUUGAGACGUAUGUGCAGGAGUUUGAUAACAUGACCUGGGAAAUCGAGUGCACUCCUGAGACGCUGAAGACGUUGGGCAGCAAAGCUGUGCCUCAGUAUCUGAAAACUAGAACUAUAAUGACAAUUAAGCAGCUUGGCAACGGGGAGUGGACUAAAGGCCUUCAGAAGCCCCUGAGACACUUGAAAGCUGAUAUCCAGCUUUAUGAAGCCAAGUUGGGCAAAGGUGCCAGAAUGCUGUGGGAACUGGCAAUUGAUUUUUCUCCUCGCUGCAGCGAGAGCGCUGAAAAGAUCAUGGAGACAGAACAGGCAAAAAGUCAGCCAGAAAAAUCGGGCAGAGUUUACACUGAGAUGAUCAGGAUUUGGGCCAUCGUUCUGGACCACUGCAAGCUGAAUCGUGUCCUAGACAACAUUUGCAUUUCCUACAAUCGUGGCUUGUCCUGCAUCUUGAGGAAGAAGCUGAAAGGCAUAAACGAAGGGCAGCAGACCCAGAGCGUGACAACGGAGAAGCGCGUCCCACGGUGCUACGUUGAAGACUCGGAGGCGCGGAAGUCCAAGGAACGCACCGUGCCGGAAUACUUCCCUCCAGCCAGCCCAGCAGAGCUGGAAUACAACAUAAUGAAGUUUCACAGCUUCAGUACUAACAUGGCACUUAACAUCAUCAACGAUGUGCAUUCUUCUGUGGAGUACCCCUUCCGAGUUGGCGAGUUGGAGUACGCAGUAAUCGAUCUCAAUCCAAAGCCCAUGGAGCCAAUCAUUUUAAUUGGGCGAAGUGGGACAGGGAAGACAACUUGCUGCUUGUACAGGCUUUGGAAAAAGUUCUGUUCCUACUGGGAGAAAGCUACCUUGGCAAGCAGUCCUCUCCUGGAGAGGCAAACGUGGCAGCAAAGACAGUGCAGGGAGGUUGAAAAAGCUGGGUCAGAGAGGGAAGAGUGUGAGCUAGAACAGGACAGUGAUGAUUCGAGUGAGGAGCUAGACCAGGACAACGAAGACGAAAGUGUUCCCGUGGGCACAGCUGGUGCAGAAAGAAGUUCAGGUGAUGAUCGUGAAGAGCAGAUAUGUAGCACAGGAACAUCAAACGUGCUGGAGCACCUCCACCAGAUCUUUGUGACCAAAAAUCCUGUCUUGUGCCAAGAGGUUCGGAAGAAUUUCAUUGAACUUAGCAAGUCUUCCAAGGUAACCAAUCACUUCAAGCCUCUGGAGCCAAAUGUUCACAAGCUACAGGACGUUAAAGAUGAAAACUUUCCGCUGUUUAUCACCUCCAAGCAGCUGUUGCUCUUACUGGAUGCAUCUCUGCCCGACCCCUUUUUCCCAAGAAACGAGGAUGGAAGCCUCAAAAGAAUCAUUGCUGGUUGGAGCGCUCAGGAGGACUUGGUUGUACCAAACUGGCAACACAAGGAUGAAGAGGAUUGCAUGGAAGCAGGAUGUAGCAAUGAUGGAGCUGCGGAUGCGUACUCUAGGGAAAGCGACCCUCGGACGUUCGUGACUUACAGCGUGUUUGCAAAUGAAAUCUGGCCCAAAAUGAUCAAAGGGAAAAGCUUGUACAGUCCAGCACUGGUCUGGAAGGAAAUCAAGUCCUUUCUGAAGGGGUCUUUCGAGGCGCUGAAUUGCGUCGGGGGCAAGCUUACGGAGGAGCAGUACAAAAAGCUAGGCCGAAAGAGGUCACCGAACUUCACGGAAGACAGGAGUGAAAUCUAUCAGCUCUUCUGCCUGUACCAGCAGAUCUGCUCCCAGAGAGGCUACUUCGAUGAGGAAGAUUUGCUCUAUAAUUUGUCUCAAAGGCUUUCAAGGCUCAGGGAGCUGCCGUGGUCCAUCCACGAGUUCUAUGGCGACGAGAUCCAGGAUUUCACCCAGGCUGAGCUGGCGCUCUUGAUGAAGUGUAUCAACGACCCUAACUCCAUGUUCCUGACUGGUGACACUGCCCAGAGCAUCAUGAAGGGCGUUGCUUUUCGCUUCAGUGACCUGAGGUCGCUCUUCCAUUACGCCAGCAAGAACUCCAGCAGCAAGAAGCAGCGUGUUAGGAAGCCUAAAAGGCUGUAUCAGCUGUACCAGAACUACAGGUCCCAUUCAGGUAUUCUCCGCUUAGCAUCCGGAGUGGUCGAUUUGCUUCAGCAUUAUUUCCCGGAAUCUUUUGAUCGCCUUCCUAAGGACUGUGGUCUCUUUGAUGGCCCAAAACCUACCCUCUUGGAGUCCUGCAGUGUUAGUGACUUAGCAAUUCUGCUGAGGGGCAACAAAAGGAAAACACAACCCAUUGAAUUUGGAGCACAUCAGGUGGUGUUAGUAGCAAAUGAGACUGCAAAGGAGAGGAUCCCCGAGGAACUUCAUUUAGCACUUGUACUGACAAUUUAUGAGGCAAAGGGCUUGGAAUUUGAUGAUGUGCUUCUUUACAACUUCUUCACAGAUUCAGAGGCUAACAAAGAGUGGAAGAUCAUUUCUUCUUACACUCCUGAUUCAGAUGUGCAAGUAGGAAGCAAAUUGCUAAUAGAAGUUCCUUUAGAGGAUGCUACUGGUGCACAGAAAAGAACUCCUUUUAAUGUAGAAAUGUUCAAGAUGCUGAAUGGAGAACUGAAACAAUUGUAUACAGCUGUUACAAGGGCCAGAGUCAAUCUUUGGAUCUUCGAUGAAGACAGUGACAAACGAGCCCCAGCUUUUAAGUAUUUCAUCAAAAGAGAUUUUGUUCGGGUUGUCAAAGCAGAUGAAAAGAAAGACUUAGAUGACAGCAUGUUUGCUAAAACUUCAACUCCAGAAGAAUGGAUUGCACAGGGAGACUACUAUGCUAAACAUCAGUUCUGGGAGGUUGCAGCCAAAUGUUACCAAAAAGGAGGAGCAGCUGAGAAGUCAAAACUGGCCCUGACUCAUGAUGCUGUUCUCAAAGUGCAUGCCAAGAAAAGUAGCCCCAGGGAAAAGCAGAUGGAAUACCUGGCUUUGGCUAAAACUUACUUGGAGUGUGGAGAACCCAAACUGGCACUGAAAUGUCUGUUUCAGUCGAAGGAGUUCCGGCUUUGUGCAGAGCUGUGUAAAGAGUUAGGAAAGACAAAAGAUGCUGCAGUUUUCUAUCAGAAGAUCCAGUGCUACAAAGAGGCAUCUGAAUGUUAUGAGCAAGUUGAGGAGUUUGAUCUGGCUGUGAAAAUGUAUUGUAAGGAAGAACUCUAUGAAGAAGCAGCAAAGGCAGUUGAAAGAUAUGAAGAGAUGUUAAGCACAAGAGGACAAACGGGUUCCAAACUUUCAUGCACAGCAAACCAGUUGUAUUUGGAAGCAGCUGCAAAGUACCUGAGUCUGAACAGAAGGGAGGGGAUGAUGCGAGUCCUUUCUAAACUGGACGUAGAGGACCAGCUGGAGUUUCUCAAGUCCCGCGGCUGCCUGCACCAGUCGGCAGACCUACUGAAAAGAGAAGGUCGAGAGGAGGAAGCUGCCAAGUUAAUGAAGCAGCAUGGCUUUCCUCUGGAAGCAGCCAACCUCACGGCCACAAAAGAGUUCCGUGCCUCCUGCUUGCUGGCUGCAGCGCGUGCCGCUCGCUCUGCCGACCCGGGCGCGCUGGACUUGGAGGCAGUCCUGAGAGAAGCCCUCGACCUUUGUGUGCAAACCAAGCAGAAGUCUGGCAUUGCCGAGGCUGUGUUUUUGCAGGGAUCUCUGAAGGGAGAUGCCACAAAGCUGAGUAAUGCCUACAAGCUGUUCCUGUCUUUGAAUCAUGCUGCUGGUGCGGUUGAAGCUCUCUUUGAGUUGUGUCGCUGCAGCAUUCCUAACCAGCAGUUGCUCUUGAUGGCAACACGUGGCUUAGUGGCUCUUCUGAGUCUGGUGAGGGGUCUGAAGAAGACAGCUACCAACGCAGAGAAAGAUAUGGUGAAGUCGUGCUUUGCCUAUUUUGGGAUUGUCCCGACAGGUGACAGUUGCCACGUGUCUCAGAACGAAGCUGAGCCCAUUCUCAAGUUUUUGUCUGACAAGUCAAGUCCGAAAGAGAAGAAGACUCAAGGCGAUUUCUCAGUAGGCACAGAGGAGGUAAAAACAGCUCUGAAGCAGCACUUCUUGAGCAGGUUGUGCUCUAUCACCCAAGAGUUGUUGAAAAAGCAUUACCCUGGGGUUUGUACGAGGUUCGUUGUUGGCUUGAGGUGUGAAGAUACAACCUGUCAGGAUUACCACAAGCCCCUGCUGCGCUGUGAGGCAAGGAUGAUAUUUCAGUGUAAGAUGCAUCUGGUGGCAAUAAAUGGGUUGCUGUUGGAAGCUGCUCAUACUUUCCCUGAAGAGAUCUUGAGUCAGUGCAAAAACUUUGACCUUUUGACUGCUGACAGAUUUGCCUUGUGUGAAGACCUUUUAGAAGUGUUUUUUCCUAAUCAUUUUCAUUUGAGAAUACUGUCUGAGAACCCAAAGGCCUGCAGGGAAAUCCUGGAAUUCAGUAGCCUAAUUUCUAAGCCCUGUAGAGCAGUACUGAAGGAGUACAUCACUGAGAAGUUUAAAAAGGCAGUCACAGCAGCCAGAAGAGAAUCAACUGACUUAUGGCUGCAUGCCAUGCAAGUUUUCAUCUUAUCUUCAGGAUAUCCUGAAGAAUUUGAGAAACUCCUUUUUAAGGAAGAGGACGAUUAUAACAAAGAGCUAAACUUUGCUUUGUCGGAGGCGAAGAGCUCCCUGAAGGGUAACAGGCACGGAGGAAAGGCCAAGAGGCUGGAGGGCAGGCAUGGCAUGCUGCUACCUGACAAGAACGCUGAGUGUACAGGGAGGACACACCUGUGCUUCAUUCGACUGCUUGAAAAUUCCCUCGAGCAGUUCUACCUCCAUAAGAACCCAGAGACCUGCAAAAGCUUUUUCUUCCGCUUCAUGAACUUCCUGGUCAGGAAGUGCACCGGCUACCUGGUUCCAAGCAUAGGCAAUACAGUCAUGCUGUUGGAGUUCCAGUACGUUCUCUGUUGUGCUGUCCUGAUGCGUCUCUCCAAGAACAUCACCCUCUCCUUUCCCAAGAGUUACAUUGCCCUCAUCCACUACUGGGAGUUUCUCUUCAGAAGCAAGGGCUACAACAAAGAGUACAGGGACACGUUUUCCAUUAUACAAGAGUACAGACCCAAGGACGUCUGGGUAGCUGUACAGAAGUUCAGGUUUCAUCUCCGUUACCUAACAGAAGUUUUGUGUGGAGUGUAUGGCAACUUCAAUGUCCUUCUGGAUGCUUUUAAUAAUCCUAACUACAUAACUUCAGGGGAGGCUGAGAGGGCCGUGGUGCUGUGCUUAGUGAUGUUACUGAAUGCUGACCAGGUGCAGAGCUCGAUGUGUAGGUUCUUCCUGCACCAGCACUUCCCUGGAAUCAAGGCCAUGCUGAGAUCUAUGGAAAAGGACUCUCCUUCCCAGGUGCCUGAAAGGUUGCUGAGGGUUGUGGAACAGGUCAGUAAUGCUACACAUGUGAGAGAAGUUGCUGUGAGCUUGCAAGCGCUGCUGUUGGAGCGAGAUGCGGAGUACCUGGUUGACUGCCGGUGGAAAUGGGACUCGGUGUAUGUUCAGGGCCACCCACCUGUGUGGGGCAUCCUGUUUGAAAACGUAAACCUUGACAGGUUUGUCACCUCUCUGGAUAAGGCAGAGUAUGGUGAUGAAGUAGAAAAGGAACUGGAAAGAGUUCAUUCCUUAGAGGACCAAAGGGAUCUCCUGGAAGUCAUCGCCCUCAGCAGGCAGCAGAAGCAGGAGCAGAAAGCGUCUGCGCAGCGCCAGCUGCAUCGUGUCUGCCGUUUCGUGUGCCUGUGCAUGAAGUGGAAAAGGAAGAGCUGCUCCAAAGCUGAGCACGUUGCAGUGGAGGGAGAGGGAUUUUUCUCAGGCAUUUUCAAGAAAGCAGAUAUUGACCAAACCCAGUGUGACCUCUGUGGAGUCAGAUUCACCCGGAGCUCCGAGAGCUAUUUCAGCCAGUCAGAAAACAUGGAGCCAGACGCUGCUGAAGCUGUGACGCUGGCAGAGAUCCACGGGGAAGAAAAGUUGCAUGUGGAAGGAGGUGCAGCUUCUGAGGCUAGCGAGAUUUAUGCAGAGCACAGGGACACAGAGAAGCACAGGAAGAAUAAUGCAGCCUACCAACACUACAGUGACUUCUUCAAAAGAAAGGUUGAUCCAAUAAUAUCUGAUGGGCAGGAUGUGGUGGAGGCCAUUACAGAAAAGACAAAGACUCAAGACCAUUUAGCAUAUAAAGAAGACUUCAAGCUACGCCAAAGAAGAAUCAAAGAGAACAUUAAGAAGAUUGGAGAUGCAGUGAAGGAAAUCUACGAGAGAAAAGCCUGGGCUGAAGCUGAAAAGAUAAUAACUGAACAUGCCAGCAAAUUGAUUGCCACCAUUGAUGAGGCUCAUAAGUGGCUGAAGAAAAUGGAUUCUCAGAGGAUGAAAGAAGAAGGUUGUAUGCACGAUGGAGACUUGGAAAAUGAAAUGGAAGAUGAAGACAAAGCUUUUAUACAACUUAGCCGACACAGAAGUUCAGGAAAAAGAGGAAGGCAUGGGAAACUGUAAUUAGAAAAAAAUAGAAUCCUCUUACCAGCUGCAUUGUAGAAUUGUUAAAAAAAAGAGAUGGGAAAUGGGAAAAUGUCUGAAGAAGAAGAAAAGCUUAGGCUGUUUGCUGUUUAUCACUGAAUGCUGUGUCAGAAUAGCUACCUGUGCAGCGAUGUCGUAAUCGUUAAAACCUGUGACAGGGCAAACCUCCUUUCGAGCUGAUGUAGAAGUAAUAAGCCAAAGAAAUGAACUAGUAGAGAAAAAAUAGUGGUUCUGCCUUACCUCAGGAGUAUUUCUCCACUGUCUUCUUUUUUUCCCCCCCCUUCCCUGAGCUGGAAUACUCAAGAAAAAGAGACGAAUGAUUUCUCUGAUGGUUAAGAGGUUUAACUGCUGAUUUUAGAAGACAGCAGGUUUGCAGUAGCAAAGCCUGAGUCUUGCAAAGACUGGAAAUGUUUUGGAGUCUUCAGGUGAGGUACAGCAUCUCUUUUUCUAUUUUUAUAGACAAGAGUAGCAACUUUUAACCAUGUUCAUGUUUCUGACUGUGUACACAUAAUUACUCAUGAAAAAAAGUUAAUCCUUGUUUUCUACUCGAUCAGGUUUUGAUAUCACCUGCACAGAUUUCAGUAUCUAGCCUCUUUCUUUUAAAGGCUGUUGGAUGUUUUUAAUGUUUUGUAAGUUUUAAUUGAGAAAAGGCUUUUUUUUGUAAUGUACAAUAAUGUUUUUAUAAAACUGUAAGAUUGUUACAACCUCU
Messenger RNA from Pogoniulus pusillus (Red-fronted tinkerbird), 9796 nucleotides. RefSeq names its product tetratricopeptide repeat and ankyrin repeat containing 1 (gene TRANK1). The transcript is spliced from 24 exons. The record is from RefSeq and is a predicted model, not a curated record. The coding region runs from base 190 to 9066 and encodes 2958 amino acids. Gene Ontology annotation, molecular function: protein binding; ATP binding. Lineage: Eukaryota; Metazoa; Chordata; Aves; Piciformes; Lybiidae.